This is a messenger RNA of Aspergillus welwitschiae, 1255 nucleotides long. RefSeq lists its product as uncharacterized. Gene Ontology annotation, cellular component: mitochondrion. The record is from RefSeq and is a predicted model, not a curated record. The coding region runs from base 289 to 924 and encodes 211 amino acids. NCBI's taxonomy places the organism in Eukaryota, Fungi, Ascomycota, Eurotiomycetes, Eurotiales, Aspergillaceae. The transcript has a single exon.
CCUGAACGAACAUUUGCAUGCCAAUCCCGAUCGUACAUUCGGUCAACUGCCCCUUGUUACUGCGUAUAGUUUAAUUUAUCUGCCUUGCAAACACAGCAAACAUCACUCACCAUAUCUCCGAUGGUCUCGCGAUAUCGGCUUCACAAACCACCAGUUGAUUGGACUAAGUAUAAUUGAUAAAUACAUCACCAUUAGCUCUGGGAAGUCCUCAAUUGGUACCAGACCUGGAACUGCCUCAGUUCCCCAGUUCCUUUCAGACACAAGUCACUCUUCGAGCCGUCCAACGAAAUGUCACUACCGCGCUCUAUCCUCCAAACCUUCCGUCUCAUCUCACAGCGCAAACCCUCUCCCCACCGUCUCUUCUCAACACCUCCUUCUCCCCCACCGCCCUCCGCAAAAGACGUCCGGUCGCGUCUACACAGACUGAAUGAUCGUCUUCCAGCUUCGGUCCGCCCCUAUACCACACCUCUCCUCGGAGCUCCCGCAACGCACAUCACAUCCUUCCUCAUCCUACACGAGAUCACCGCCGUUAUAAGUUUAUUCGGAUUGGUGGCUGCCUUUCAUUACAACAUUGGACUGCUCCCGGACAUGUCUUCCAACCAAUUGUUCGAAGAGCAGACACAGAAAUUUGGGCGUUGGCUGCGGAAGAAAGGAUGGGUUGAGGAGGUAGAUGUUGAUACAGUCGCGGAGGAGUAUGGAGGGGAUGGUGCACACCACCAUGGUGAGGUGGAGCGGUCAGCGUUGUCAGUCCAGGGGGAACGGGAGGGAGUGAGGUUGAUUUUGGAGUUUGCGACGGCCUAUCUUAUUACCAAGGCUUUGAUGCCGGUCCGGAUUGUGGUGAGUGUUUGGGCUACCCCGUGGUUUUCCAGGGCUGUGCUUUCUCCAUUGGGGAGGGGUGCCAGAGGGAUGUUUGGGAGAAGGUGAUGUGUAUAGUAUUAUAUGAUUUCAUAAUUUGUACAGAGUACUACUAGCGUGGCAUAUAGAUCAUGGGUAUGUUUUGUAUAUUUGUAUUUCUAGUUCUCAUGAGAUCUUGGAGUUUUAUAUCACCCGAGGUACUCUACAUCUCAACUCGUAGCGGAAUGCAGGCGCUCAGGCGCGACAUUGGCCGGAAUAAUUUAGGCCUUCUUGUAGAUCCAGUCGAACUGGGAGUGCUUCCACUGCUGGAGCUCGCUGGGGGAGAACCAGAGGGCAAUCUCCUUCUGGGCGUUCUCGACGGAGUCGGAACCGUGGCAGACGUUGCGGCCGACGUCCUAUU